GGUCCAAGUGAACAGACAGCCCUCGAUACAGACUCACCAGGAGCUCGGCCAGCGCGACGGAGAGCAGCAGUCAAGUACACGAUACCAGACGAUUCGGACGAAGAAGAACCAGUUGCCCGAGUCAAAGCAAGGUCACGGCAAGAUGUACAGCCGGCGACGAGAACCAAAAAGACUCAAAUCCGACUCACUCCUCUGCAAUCGCUGGGAAGUCUGAGCGACUUGACCAUCCAGGACGAUAAUCCAGAAAAGACUAGAAGAAGAUCUCCUCUCAAGCAGAGCUCGCGACAGUUACUCCGGAAACAGGAAUCGAAGUCCGGCCUGUCUUUGUCGCCUGAGAGAUCUCAGGCAUCACAGCCUGAUGGAGGCCUGCUUGUUCAAAACGACGUACCAGAUCAGGAGGAUGCCCCUGAGGGCGAGGUUGAUAUCGAAGAGAGCAUUUGGUGUGGUUCAGAUACGGAGGGUUCAUCUUCCGAAGAUGAGCUGCCCAGCCCCAGCACAUUCUUUCCUACGAGACGGAAGCAAAUAGAGCACGAACAGCCUGAUUUGGCGACACAACUGGAAGCGCUGAGUAUAUUCGAUCGAGAUUCGCCUCCGUUACCCGCGCCGCGACAUACGACGAUCAAAAAGCCAAGGGCGGUAAUUCCAAUUGCCAGUUCGUCAGACAAGGAAAAUCAAGACGCCAUCACUCGUCCCUCUCCGCCUCGGCGUAAGAAGCCAGUCAUGCGAGAAGUGCUGGAGCGUCCUUCCACCCCACCACCAUCACCGCCACGCUCGCCAUCAAAGCUCAAAUCCCCUUCCAAACGAGCACCGCGUGUUCCGACUCCACCUGGACGCCCUAGUCUCGAAGCCUUCUGGACGGCAGACACAGUGAACGACUGGAACGAUCAAUACUCUCCUCAGAAACCCCUGCGCUCACCCACCAAGCUUUUCAACAACAACAUCUCUCCCAUCAAGAACACUUUUGACGACACACCCAUCCCAUCUCCCGCCAAACUGCGCAGCAGUCCCACCAAGCGCUCCAAAGCAGCAGCAGCAGCCGAACUCCAGGCACGUAAAGACUGGGACACGCGCAAAGUUCUCCUCGCAGAAUCCUUCCUCCUCGAACUCGACCAAUCGCUCACUCAGGGCCAAAUCGCCCGUCUCGCCGCUUCCACCGGCGGCGUCAAAAUCAUCUGGUCCAAGACUUUGAACAGUACAGCAGGAAGAGCAAAUUGGAGAAGAGAAACGACCAAAUCCCACUCGCGAUCCGAUCCCUCUAAACCUCCUCUUAUCGAACAUAAGCAUUUCGCUUCCAUUGAACUCGCGGAAAAAGUUCUCACGUACACUCCACCUCCUCCUCCCACUGAUGAUAACGACAACGACGACGACGAUGGGAACUAUCAACAACAACAACAAGACCCCAACGAAACCAAACUCCUCAACAUCCUCGCCCACGAAUUCUGCCACUUGGCCAAUUUUAUGAUUUCCCAAAUUUCCACGCAUCCGCACGGCGCAAGUUUUCGUGCUUGGGGUAAUAAAUGCUCUGCACUCUUUGGAGCCACGAGGGGAAUUCAAGUUACGACGAAACAUUCGUAUGAGAUUGAUUACAAGUUUGUGUGGAGGUGUGUUUCGAAUCUUUGUGAUGACGGGAGAGAAGGGCAAGGGGAGGAAGGGGGUUGUGGAACGGAAUAUAAACGACAUAGUCGAUCGGUGGAUCCGAAGAGGCAUCGGUGUGGG
This is a messenger RNA of Sphaerulina musiva SO2202, 1716 nucleotides long. RefSeq lists its product as uncharacterized. The annotation marks the transcript as partial. The record is from RefSeq and is a predicted model, not a curated record. Gene Ontology annotation, cellular component: nucleus. Lineage: Eukaryota; Fungi; Ascomycota; Dothideomycetes; Mycosphaerellales; Mycosphaerellaceae. The transcript has a single exon.